Entrophospora candida is the source of this 348-nucleotide messenger RNA. The record is from the annotation of a GenBank genome assembly. Lineage: Eukaryota; Fungi; Glomeromycota; Glomeromycetes; Entrophosporales; Entrophosporaceae.
AUGGUGGAUACAGACGCUUAUUUUAUCAAUUUUGAUGUAAUUGAAGAAGUUAAUGGGAAAUCGUUUAAAUUUUACCACAUUCAUAAAGAAGGCAUCGGUUGGACCUUAUCAGAUUUAGAUGCUGCACACGCUAAAGACUUAGGACUAGCAUUACAUCAUUUAGAUUCUGAAAAGGAUUGGAAAACUCGCUUGAUUUAUGUAUUUAAGUCAUGUUUAAUAUGUGAUUAUUUAUUUGCUUUUUUAAGCAAAAUAUUAAUAUUUACAAAAAAACCAUUCAAUGUAACAACCAAAAGGUUGAUCAGACAAAUUCCUUAUGCAACAAGUGAAGAACAAAUAUAUGAUCCUUGA